UCCACCUAUCUGUGGUGGCAACCCCUUGAGGUCAAGACCCCACAAUCAGAUGAGGAUGGAGUGGCUCACCCUCAGUCAACAGGCCAGACUCAAGGGGUUCCAGGCAAGUCAGUUCUCCCUCAGGCCUUCGGUUUCCUCACCCACAAGAUGAGAGGGCUGGACCAGAUGGAAAUUCAGGGGGUAAGGGGAUGUCCGCUCGCAGCCCACCUCGCCCAUGGGCCCCUCAAGCCUCCCUGCCAGUUCCCACGACGCACCCGCCCCACAGAUCCUGCCCAAGGUGAGGGCUGGUCCCGGGUCCUCCGGCUGCCGCAUCAGCGAGUGCAGGAGGGAGGGGAAGCCUCCAACGGGGCGACUGGGGCUCAAGGAUGCAACUCGGCCAGGAGUGAACUUGGGCACGGAGGGAGGUGUCUGGGCCGCUCCUCGAGCCCAGCCUGGGUCCACGACCCCCUUACCUCCAGGGUCCGUAUCUCCUGCUGGGUGAGGUCCUUGGACACAGCGCACUUGUUGCGCAACCGGCGCAGGCUGCCAAUGGAGAUGCGGAUAAGCUUCUGGAGCUGCCCACAAGCUUCUGGAGCUGCCCACACUGCUGCAGCGUCUGGCUGGCUGCGGCCCCUGCGCCUCCCAAAGAGGCCGCCACAUCACCCCCGCCACCGCCCUCCUUCUUCUCUCCCCUGGCCGCUACGCGCAGCGCCGCUCUAUGCAGGCCGCAGCGGCCAAGGCGGGGAGCCCGGGGCGCGGGCGCCUAGGCAAGGAACCCCCGAGCCGGGAGAGCUGGACCAGGAGCGCCCCCCGGCGCCGCCUGAACAAGGACGCCGAGCCGCGGCAGCGGUGGCAAAAAGCGGCGGCGGCGGGGGCAAAAAGCUGGGGCGGCGGGGACAAAAAGCCUCGGUGGCGGGGGCAAAAAGCCACGGCGGCAAAAACCGGCGGCGGCGGGAGCAAAAUGCCGCAGGGGCAAAAAGCCGCAAAAAGCCGCGGCGGCGGGGGCAAGAAGCCGCGGUGGCGGGAGCAAAAAUCUGCGGCGGCAAAAAGGGGCGGCGGCGGGGGCAAAAAGCCGCAAAAAGCCUCGGCGUCGGGGGCAAAAAUAUGCGGCGGCGGGGGCUGGAGCCCAUGCGAGGGUCUGCAGUCUUUGUUCCGGAUGGGGAACUACUGCUUCAGCUGGUUACCCAGGUGCCCCGAUGGGGAAAGGAAGGAAAUGGUGAGAAUCUUCAGCACAGCGGAUCACAUCACCCUGGAAGAGACCAGUCCUGCCUGCGCAUAGCACAAGCAGCCGCAGGCUAG
Homo sapiens (human) is the source of this 1278-nucleotide messenger RNA. RefSeq lists its product as uncharacterized. The transcript has 5 exons. Bases 148 to 1278 code for a protein of 376 amino acids. The record is from RefSeq and is a predicted model, not a curated record. Lineage: Eukaryota; Metazoa; Chordata; Mammalia; Primates; Hominidae.